AGUUUAUAGACGUCAGUUGAAAAGCGCGAGUCCAUCAGGUGUUUGGUUGAAGAUAUUAUCAUCAAAUACCCUAUUACGCUCGCUUCAAGUUGCUUUAGAAAGAAUUUAUUCAGUAUUUUUUAAAUAGGUUUUUAUUAAAGAAAAAGCAACAAAAAAGAAAUAUUAUUUUAUAAAUUAAUCUUGAAAAAUAACGUAGUAAAUAAUCAUAAAACAACUAGAAAAUAAAAAGAAGAUAACUUCAGAUGUUUUUAAAUAAGAGAAGAAAAAGAAUGAUAUAGAUUUUUUUCUCUAUUUUUCUUCUACUGUGGAAUGAAAGUUACAUUGAAACGUAUAGGAUUAAUAUUUCUAAUCUGUUACAUCUUAAUUACCUGCUACACUGGCUAUCAAUUUGUUCAGAAACUAUUGAAAUCAGAAUUAGGUAAUCAGCAGAAAAUCUUAGACAAGCUCACCGAAGUUGAUGAAGAUUGGAACCCAUGGGGAGAAGAGUUUGAGGGCGCGGAUCCCAACGAAGAUAUACUUAAAUUUGAUGAAGGAGACGAGGAAGACGAAGUAAAGUCGAAUGGGAAAACUGUUGAAAUCUGGUCAAAAUCUGCUUUAGGCAUUUAUUUAUGGGAGCAUAUUUUGAACGCUUCACUUGUAACUCGUUAUCGUGGAAUCGAAAAGUUUGGCACAACCAAAAUCAACGGCAUAACUUACAGGAUGAGGCUAGGUCUUGGGAUGUUUCAGAGUAGAAAAGAUCUGGAUGCCACCCACUUGAUAUUGGUUCUGAAUGGUUCAGAUGCCAAAAAGAUAAGAGUUUCGACUGUGAUAUUAAAUUCGUUGAAGCUUUUUAACCGGCUCGAAAGGGUUGGGGUAAUUCUUUUGGGAAACGAAAAAUGCGAAAAUGAGUGGUUUGAGCCAUUUUUAAAAAGAAAUGGAGGUCCAAUUGACGUUGCGUGGAUUGUUUACGACUCAGAAUUAGUAGAUGAUAAAACAGUCUUUCAAUUCCCUUUAGGCGUAUCCAUGCAUAAUUAUUUUAAAACUUCAUUUAAAUCGACAUUAGACAUAAGGAGACCCUUCACUUGCAAUCUAGUUGGAACUGAUGAAGAUGAUAUAUAUAAUCUUCUAUCCUCGAAAAAAGAAUGUUUCGUUCAACCUAAAAUCGCUGAACGCUAUGAAUCAAAUUCGAUUACACGUUCUGCCUAUAUUAGAGCUCUUAGAACGAGUGACCUAACACUCUGUCCAGCUGAGAAAAAUUUGGAAACAUUUAGGAUAUAUGAGGCCUUAUCGUACGGUUCAAUACCCAUACUAAAUAUAAAACCUAAAGAGGAGAAAAGUAAAUGUAAUGGUUCCCUAAGAUUGCUCAAACGUUACAAUUUUCCCGCUAUUUUCGUAAAAGAUUGGAAUAAAGACGUUGAAAGAAUAUUACAUAAGGAAAAAUUUUUAAGUAGUCAAGAUAUUGUCAUUAGACGGAUAAACGCCUUUGAAUGGUAUUUAAGCUUCAAGAGAAAGAUUAUGCAGGAGUUCUUAGGGAUAAUUGAAAAUACCUUCUUUUCUCAUUGAGCACUCUUUAGUCUUUCACACCUCAAAAAUUAAUAAAACUGAUUAAAAUUAUUUACAAUUUUAUAAUUAUUGAAUAAUAACGAUAUAAUAAAGAAUAAAUUACUUUUAAACAAUUAAUCUCUUUCAAAUAAUCAACUUUUUUAGUCAAACUUUUACACAAGUAUUGUAAAUGGUCCAUUCUGCAUUCUGUACUUUUAUUGCUCCUGUAAUUCCCUUAAAAAUCUAUAACGUACGGAAAAAUCCAAAUAUAAAUCACAAAACAGGUGAGAUGAAAGUAAAAUAAAGAAAGGAAUAAAUUCUCUUUUUAUAUAAUUAUCGAGGACAAUUGCAUUUUAGGACUCUUUUUAUUUCUU
This is a messenger RNA of Dimorphilus gyrociliatus, 1895 nucleotides long. The record is from the annotation of a GenBank genome assembly. NCBI's taxonomy places the organism in Eukaryota, Metazoa, Annelida, Polychaeta, Dinophilidae.